UAUACCAUAAUCGUUUGUGUUUCUUAUGCUGCCCUGAUUUUCGUAACGCAGCAGAUGCUGUGGUUGCCGAUUUGCGAAUUCUGCGGUCAUCAUUUGCCCCCUAAAUAUCGUUGGAUCAUUUAUCCUUCCAUUCUAUUCAUCCAUCAUCUAUUGGAUCAAUCUAUCUUACUUGCCUACUCAGUAAUAAUAUUUGCGCACAUAUUCCCGAAAACAUCUAUUACGUCUUUUUGAUUAACGUGCUAUCAUCUCGCCUAUGCUAAAUGUUUCUAACUCCCGAGUCGUUUUUCGUCUGGCUGUUUCGUGUGAACUUGUAAGGAGAGAUGGCGAGCGUUAAAGUCGAACCCAGCGAACCAACCGCUGCUCCUUCGCCUUCUAAAGAGACACCUCAUUCUCAUCCUCGGCCACAACCACAUCCACAACCGCAACCUCAACCGCAACCCCAGGCACAAUCGAAGUCGCAGUCGCAAUCACAACCACACCCCCAAUCACAGCGGAGGUCUUCUGGAGCAAGUGUGAAGGAUUUUUAUGGAUAUCUUUUUCAUGAGGACAAGUCGCAAACUUACGUUCUUGAUGCGCUACUCCGCGCCAUCGGACUAUAUAUUUCCGCUCAUAUCGGCGAUGAGAAUGUCAGUGCACUGACUCCGAAGAAGCUAGCGGCCUUUUAUCGCGCCGUCGGCGGCGAUUACGAUCAACUCUUCAUACACUGUCCUGGUAAAUCCAUCUCUUAUAUCUGGCAAGCGCUAGGAGUUGAGCAUACCCUACAACCGACCGAGAAUCCUUACGAAGCGCCGUCUAUUCCCGCUUUAACUAUAAGAGGUUUUGUUCGAUGGGAGACAAUUCAGAUUCUCCUUGAACCUCAAGAGCAUGCGCCGUUUAUACAAUUCGCCGUGCGUAACUGGGCUUUGGUAAAUCCUGAUGAUGGGAAGCCUUUCCCAGUUGAUCUACCAAGGGAUGCUUUCCCAGCCCAAUGCGAUCCAGAGAUAGAUGCGUGGCAUAAAAAUUGCGCCAAAAAGUUGCGGGAUGAAGCCACUCCUAAAGAUGAGCAUCCGCCUUCCCGGCCUCCGUCCGAUCCGAGAAUCAAUAGCACAUACACGCAUGUACGCAACCCACCGAGCGCGGGUACGGGUACGGGCACGUCACCUCGGCGGAGACCAGAAAUGGAUUAUUUCCAGAGAGGACGGCCAGUGUCGUAUGCCCAUGUACCAGGCAGUCACUAUGCCGCUCCCGCUUUUACUGUCAAUUAUGCACCAGGACAGCGACGGGUGAGUACUAGCAAUAGCAGCAGUGGCUCACCGGGUAGUCCGCCUCGGCGACGAAGUCAAUCAGAUGUGCGUCACCCCGAGAUGGAGGAUCCCCGAACUUCGAGUCAUCUCAAUCCCCGUCGUCCGCCUGGUCCGCGCCGCCACAGUCAUUCAAAACCCUAUUCCCCUGACCCCUCGGAUUCCGAAUCGGAGAUGCCGCCUCGUGCUGGCUCUAAAUCCCGAGUGCACGGCCCCGUUCCGCCUUCGUCAUUCCGACGUAUGCCAGUUGCGGCCCCUAUAACGCCACCGAUUCCGGUACGGGUUCGCCGUAGCGAAAUUCGACCCGAUGACGUUCGUAGGAGGAGCUUGCCGGCAGAGAUAAGGCAGAAGGUUACUUCAUUUCUUUCAGGGUCGUCCGAUCGCCACCGGAGCAACUCUCGCGAAAAGCGACAUCCACCAAGUGUACAGUCGGGCGUACAUUUCCGGAGAGAGAAUUCCUCGCGCCUUAGCAGAAGCGGGUCCGGAGACUCGUAUCCCAGUGAUGAAUCAGACACAGGAAUACCGCCGGGGUAUCCUGCGCGACGCGAGCGCGAGCGUGAACGCGAACGAGUGAUACGUGAUAGGGUCAUCGAAAAGGAACAACGCCGGAGAGAACGGGAGAGGGAGGAAGAGCUGGAAAGGAAGGGCCGGCAUGAACGAGCGUAUCUGCGGCCAGCAGCGCCGAGAAGAUCUAGUAGCCAUACGGAUGUCGACCGAACCAGAGACUAUGGCUGGGAUCGCAGGGAUAGGGAUCGGUCUUCAGACCUAGAUCGGGACGGAAGGCGAGUUGUGACAGCUGACGAGAGGGAAAUACGGGACCGUAGGCGGUAUAAGGACCGAGGUUAUAGCCCUGCGGUAACUGGCGUCGGCGGAAGGAGAUACCCCCCGGAGCCAACUUGGAAAUCAUAAUUGGUAUAGUUAUUCGAAUGUUAGAUU
Molecule: messenger RNA, 2216 nt
Organism: Annulohypoxylon maeteangense
Lineage: Eukaryota; Fungi; Ascomycota; Sordariomycetes; Xylariales; Hypoxylaceae
Exons: 2
Coding region: 321-2189 (622 amino acids)
Source: RefSeq, a predicted model, not a curated record